Messenger RNA from Epinephelus lanceolatus (giant grouper), 8280 nucleotides. RefSeq names its product fer-1 like family member 6 (gene fer1l6). The record is from RefSeq and is a predicted model, not a curated record. Gene Ontology annotation, cellular component: membrane. Lineage: Eukaryota; Metazoa; Chordata; Actinopteri; Perciformes; Serranidae. Gene Ontology annotation, biological process: plasma membrane organization.
CACAUGCACACAGGAUGCAGCAGAGCGUGUCCAGCUGACUGAACUGAUGAGUGACACUGAUCUCUGACUGCAGCCAUGGAUCCCAAACUAAGAAAGGCCAAGUUGAUGUUUGGCCUGAAAAAGAAGAAGAAGAAAGUCAACACAGACCUGGUCCUGGCAAACAAGGGAGCUCUGGACAGUGAGGCUGAGGUGCCCCCUGAAGAGUCUCAACUGCUGGAGGGAGAAAACACUGAGGACCAACCAGAAACCUCUGAAGUCAGAACCAGAAUCAGACCAAACAACAAGAGGGUCAAACUGAAAACUCUCAUCCAGAAGAGUGAAGGGAAACCACAGAGUUUUCAGAUUGCCAUUAACAUCACUGAGGCCCGGCAACUGGUGGGAGAAAACAUCGACCCCAGUGUGGUGAUUGAGAUCGGCGAUGAGAAGAAACAGACGUCAGUCAAAGAAGGGACCAACGCUCCCUUUUACAAUGAGUAUUUCGUGUUCGACUUCUUUGCCCACAAAGAGAUAUUCUUCGACAAAGUCAUCAAGCUGACAGUGAUGCACUCUAAAAUGCUGAGGAGUUUCUUUGUGGGGUCCUUUAAGCUGGAUGUGUGGACAGUCUACAAACAGCCAGGUCACCAGUUCAUCAAUAAAUGGGCAAUGCUGACCAAUCCUAGUGACAUCAGCACUGGAGUCAAAGGUUACGUGAAGUGUGACAUCAGCGUCUCGGCAAAAGGAGAUGCCAUGCAGCCAGGACAAAAAGCACAAGAUGCUGAGGAGCAGAUAGACAAGAACCUGCUGAUACCUGAAGGUUUUCCCUCUGAGCGACCGUGGGCUCGUUUCUGUGUGAAGGUGUAUCGGGCUGAAGGCCUUCCUCGAAAUAACUCCAGCAUCAUGGCCAAUGUCACCAAAGCCUUCAUAGGAGACAACACAGCACUCAUAGACCCAUAUGUAGUCGUCAGCUUCUUUAAAAAUAUGGGUCGCACAUCCACUCAGAGGUCCACAGCUGACCCCGUGUGGAACGAGCAGAUCAUCUUCCAAGAGAUGUUUCCCCCUCUGUGUCAGAGACUGAAGAUUCAGGUCUGGGAUGAGGGAAGCAUGAGCGAUGUUGCCAUAGGAACCCAUUAUUUUGACUUGAGGCGCAUCUCCAACGAGCAGGACGGUGACAGAGGGUUUUUACCAACUUUUGGUCCUGCUUGGAUCAACCUGUACGGCUCUGCCCGAAACUAUACAUUAGGUGACGACACAGCAGAGCUUAAUGAGGGCAUUGGAGAGGGCGUGUCCUACAGGGGUCGGGUAUACAUGGAGCUGACAGUGGAGAUCCUGUCUGGAGGGUCAGGUUCGGAGUCCAAACUCAGCAAAAUGGUGAAGCCAUUAAAGGAUGCUAAAGCAGGAAAAGGCGGAGGGAAGGAUGGUAAGACUCCUGCAGGAGGAGGAGCAGGAGCAGCAGCAGGAGGAGCUGCUGAAGAUGACAAAGGAAAAGUUGUGGCGGAGGUCCUGCCUGUGGAAUCUCCACCUGCGCUGAAUCCAGACAACAACGAGAGCUUCCUGCUGUUUGGGGCGUUGUUUGAAGCCACCAUGAUUGACAGGAAGAUCGGAGACAAGCCCAUCAGCUUCGAGUUCUCCCUGGGUAACUAUGGUAAUGUCUUGGAGCAGCAGCCCACCGUCCCAGCCCCCAGUCCUGCUGCCAGAAGGCGAAAAGCAUUGGAAGUCCCAGACAGCAGUGACCUGUUUUCCUCCUCUUCUCUCAGCUCCUCGCCCACCUCCCCGUCCUCCCCUCUCCUACCCAGAGAGGCUCCAGAGUUCCCCUCGACCUCUAAGUCCACCACACCCCCGCUAAAACCACUCAUCGUCGAAGGAAACAAGUACUACAUGUAUCUUCCUCUGGAGAAGCAGAAGCCGUGUAUAAAUGUGCUGACUCACUGGGAGAACAGAACGUACCGACUGUACAACUCGAACAUGCUGGAGAAUAUAGCUGUUUUGUUUGAGGAGGGUGUGGCCAGUGCAGCAGAGCUACACAAGAAGUCAGAUCCAGGGGCGGCGCGUCUGCUCAUUAUCGUCCUCAAAGAAUUCUGUAUGGACGCCAGGAGUUUCAUCGCAGUAGCAGAGGCCAAGCUGAAGGCGGAGCUUAAGUCGAGCUACCUGACGCAGCUGGACAGGAAACGGCUCACCAUGUGCAAACAGGAACUGGAGAGCAUGAUAGGAGAGGCCCAGUCUUUAGCAGAGAGGAAGAGAAAAGCUGGUGGUCUGAAAGAGAUGCUGCAGGAUGCAUCGAAGCUUACACACAAACUACGCUUCCUUGUGGAGGAGCCCCAGCACACAGUGCCUGACAUCUUUGUGUGGCUGCUGAGCAACAACAAGCGCAUCGCUUACGCUCGGGUCCGAGCCAGAGACCUGCUGUUCUCCAGCAGCCAGGAGGCUCGAGGAAUCCACUGUGGCAAGAUAAUCACACUGUAUUUGAAGCCACCAGGGAAGCGGGUUACAGGCUUGUCAGUGCAAGCGAAGGUGGAUGUGUAUCUGUGGUAUGGGAGCUGUUCAGACUCUGGCCACAUGCUGGAUGACCUACCUGCAGGGUACAGUCCUACCACAGGGGGCGCUGACGCUGGCUGCCCUCCAACAAGCCUCCAGUGUGCAGAGCAGUAUUCGUUCCAGCUGAGGUGUCACAUGUAUCAGGCUCGUGGUCUCAUAGCUGCAGACACCUCCGGACUGUCGGACCCUUUUGCUCGAGUCACCUAUCUGUCACACAGCCAAACCACCAAUAUCAUCAGUCAGACUCUCAGCCCCACAUGGAAUCAGAGUUUGCUGAUGACCCGCCUUCUGCUGAGCGGAGAUCUGCAGCACAUCCAGCAGGAGCCACCACGCAUUCUCAUUGAGGUGUACGACGACGACGCGCUGGGUAAGGCGGAGUAUCUGGGAGCCACAGUGGCGGUGCCAGAGGUGCGGCUGUCCUCUGAGCCCUACACACCUCCAACUCUGCAGUACAGCCCGCUGCACUGUGGCAGCCAAACAGGGGGAGACCUGCUGGCUGCAUUUGAGCUGCUGCAGAUCACAGAGUCUGGAGAGCAGAGUCUGCCGGCGUUGGAGGAGCGGGAAGGAGGCAUCUACGCAGUUCCUGCCAACAUCAGACCUGUUCUCAGCACCUACAGGCUGGAGGUGUUAUUCUGGGGUCUGAGGGAGCUGAAGAAUGUUCAGUUCCUGUCUGUUGAUCGCCCACAGGUCAUCAUAGAGUGUGCAGGUAAAACACUGCGUUCCUCCGUCAUUCAGAAGUACAAGUCCAACCCAAACUUCACCACCCUGGUCGAUAUCAUUGAUCUGGAGUUACCGGAGAAUGAACACCUCCAUCCUCCUCUCAGCAUCACUGUUGUGGACUGGCGGGCCUUCGGUCGCAGCACGUUGGUUGGAAACCACAUCAUCAACAACCUCAAGGCCUUCAAAUACAUUCCACCUCCUGCCCUGCCUGCUCCUGUACAGAUCCAUGAACCACCAAAGGACACAUCCACCGCUGCACCUGCCCCAACAUUAGAGCCACAAAGCACUGAAGGUCCGUCCCAUGACGUUGGAGAGACGAGCUCAACUACAGCAUUAACAAAUCAGGACUUCUUGAUCACUGUGGAGGAAGAAGCCCCGCCUCCACCUCCGCCUCCGCCACCACCACCACCUCCAGAGCCUAAACAAGACCCCAGGAAGAAAAGGAUCCAGGACGGCAGGACAAAGAGCACUCGAGGCCGCUCCACCAAGCGGAGAAGGCGGACCAUCGCUGACGAAUCAGCGGAGUGUGUCAUCGACUGGUGGUCCAAAUACUACGCCUCUGUAGAGAAACAGGCCAAACUGAAGGACGGCUCUCCGUUCCCGCAGGUCUUUGAAAAAGCUUCGCCGUACCAUGGCUUGCUCAGCGAUGGAAUAGACUCAUUGGUCAGCAGCUUCUCGGUCGCAGACAAGAAGAGGAAGACCCAGAAAGCCAAAGGAACCCUGGAGCCGAGCGUUGGUCUGCCUACUAAACUAGCCACACUCAAGCUGUACAACAAGGAGCUGGAAGCAGAGUUUGGACCUUUUGAUGACUGGGUGAACACAUACGAGCUGUUCAGAGGAAAAGCCAAUGAGGAGGAUGGGGCGUCUGAGGAGAGAUUUGUCGGCAAAUUUAAGGGAAAAUUCUGUCUGUAUAAACUGAACGGGGACGAGCCAGAGGAUUGGGACGAAGCCACGGACACUGGGGACUUCAGAGUCAACAAGGGACUUCCUUCCAACAGCCCGGUCCAAGUCCUCAUUCGGGUUUACGUCGUCUCUGCGUCUAACCUGCACCCAGCUGAUCAGGAUGGGAAGGCAGACCCUUACAUUGUUCUUCGGCUCGGCAAGAAUGAAAUCAAAGACAGAGACAAUUACAUCCCGAAACAGCUGAAUCCCGUGUUUGGAAGAUCGUUUGAGAUGCAUGCAACAUUUCCUCAGGAGUCUCUGCUGACGGUGGUGAUCUAUGACCACGACAUGGUGGGAGGGGACGACCUGAUAGGAGAGACUCGCAUUGACCUGGAGAACCGAUUCUACAGCCGACACAGAGCCACCUGUGGGCUCCCCACUGAGUACAGCAUAGACGGUUAUAAUGCCUGGAGAGACUGCCUGAAGCCGUCAGAGCUGCUGACUAAGCUGUGCAGAGACAACGGUCUGAGCGAUCCUCAGUUCAGACCCGGACGCAUCACUGUGGCUGAAAAAGUCUUUACUGGCAAGACACUCUUCAUGCAUGAAGACGAGCCACUAGAGUCCUAUGAGCACCUGUCCCUGAAGAUCCUGCACCGCUGGGCAGAGAUCCCAACUGUGGGAUGCAAACUGGUACCAGAACACAUCGAGACCAGAACUCUGUUCAACAAGGCUCGACCUGGCAUGGACCAGGGUCAGGUCCAGAUGUGGGUCGACAUGUUUCCUAUGGACUUACCUCACCCGGGACCUUCAGUAGACAUUUCACCUCGAAAACCAAAAGGGUACGAGCUGCGCAUCAUCAUCUGGAACACAGAGGAUGUGGUUCUGGAGGACACCAGCUUCCUGACCGGUCAACAGUCCAGUGAUAUCUACAUCAAGGGCUGGGUAAAAGGUUUAGAGGACGACCGACAGGAGACAGAUGUCCACUACAACUCUUUGACUGGAGAAGGAAACUUCAACUGGCGCUUUGUCUUCCCCUUCCACUACCUGCCUGCUGAGAAGGUAAUAGUGGUGACGAAGAGGGAGCAUAUUUUCUCUCUGGAGAAAACAGAGCAGAAGCUUCCCGCCAUCCUGAUCCUACAGGUCUGGGACUUUGAGACGCUCUCCUCUGAUGACUUCCUAGGCGCGGUGGAGUUAAAUCUACAUGGUUUCCCUCGGGGAGCAAAGACGGCAAAGGCAUGUAAGGGGGACAUGCUGACAGACGGGACAGAGCGAAUCUCCAUCUUCCAGCAGAAGAGAGCAAGAGGCUGGUGGCCCUUCAGCAAGUCUGGAGAGCUGACGGGGAAAGUGGAGGCUGAGUUCCAUCUUGUCACAGCUGAGGAAGCGGAGAAAAAUCCUGUUGGCCGAGCACGCAAGGAGCCGGAGCCGCUGCCAAAACCAAAUCGUCCAGACACCUCCUUUUCGUGGUUUGUCAAUCCAUUCAAGUGUUUCUUCCACUUGGUGUGGCGAAGCUACAAGAAGUACAUCAUCAUCGCUCUGGUCCUGCUCAUCUCAGUGCUGUUCCUCGCCCUGCUGUUCUACACACUGCCAGGAGCCAUUUCUCAGAAGAUAGUCAAUGGUUAACAUACACACAGAUUAUGGUCACACUGUAGCUCUCAAUAUGUAUUCAAAAUUAUGGAUGACUUUUAGAUGACAGAUGUUAUGACGUCAUAACAAAAUAAUAAACAUGUUCAUUUCAACAGCUUGACCAAAUGGGACCAAAAACUGUUACCUUUUCUUGCCAAACACACCUGAUGCAGUGUUUUUCUCCCAUUUGAAUAACGUUGGCUAAAACCUAGCCAAGCCUUUUCCUUUAAUGGAAUUAUAUCUAUAUAACCACUUUUUAGAGAUGUAUGUCAAUUAGGAACAAAUGAGCUUAAGAGACAUUCUUACCUUGUUAGGUGUCAUGAGAGCAAUUAGCAUAUUCAUUUUCGGACUUUUCAAAGGAACUGUUGACUAUAAAAGAAUCUACAACAUCGAAAGCCUAAGCCUUUAAAGCCUAGGUUUGGAUUUUUUCAAGCCUAAGUACAUCACUUGCAUGCCAAAUGUACAUUAAAGGAGUUACUGAUCACUGGAAUACAUCACCCUCUCCAUACUGGCUAUGGAAAACAAAAUUGAAUGUUCUUGUUUUUUCCAGAAAUGUGUUUUGUUAAGUCAAAGCUUUUCAAGUUUGCAAAUUGAGUGGGUAUUUUCCAAAUUCAAGGUCUUGUUAUUAAGAGUCUGCUGUGCUUUGCUGCUGCGAGGGGAAAAGUGGCAGUAAACCUGCACAUGUAUGCCUACCAGCAGGGAGAUACUAAUUUCAAUUGGAUUUUACCAACAGCUUCAGAUAAAUUAUAUGGUGCAUUUUAGACAAAACAAGAACUGUGGAUCUUAUCCCAACACAGUGCAUUACAGACAGUAUUCAGAGGAGGGAUGAUUGCAGUGUUGUCUACAGAUAGACUUUAAAAAAUCUGAACCUAAACUUUUAGGUUAUUGACAUUAUUUGUACAAAAGAGACAAGCUUUGUUAAAUAAAAGUUCGACACAGUGCUUAUUUUAAUGUGCAUUUAUUGUAAGUGAACAAGGUAUUAGGCUUCUUUUGUUUUAUCAGGAAUGAAUGUUUGUUUUCUUGUUAGCAACUUUGACAUGUUUUUGGUAUAAAGCAAAGUAACACUUCCCAGUUCAUUUCUUUGUGUACUGAUACUUCAACUCCACAACAAAUUGCAAUGAUUACAAUCACCCCAGCACUGGAAAACCCAUUCUGCCUAAUAUUUGAAAGACAGUCAAAUGCCCAAUUUAAAAAAAACAAACAUAAUAAAUUGUUCCUGUUGCACUAUAUUUUUAGAGCCCAAGAAGGAACAUAGAGGGUAAAUCUCGGGAAGAUCUCCAAAUCUUUUUCAUUUAGGUCUUUGUUAUUCUGGGUCAGUUCAGCACUAUGGAAACAACCACUGCAAUGGAGGGCACACACCCAUGAGAUUGGUCUCAAAUAUAAAUUCUCAUUAGUGAGACAUCUGAAGAGAAUACCCAGCGCAAGUGAACACAGUUGUCACAAAGCAUACCCUGAUCUGGUACCCUCAAUCGUCUUCCAAAUCUACUUUAUAUUUUCCACCAAAAUCAGCAGGGGUUUUUUUAAAUGCGGGAAAAAAAACGUUAAAAAUAGGCUAUAGAUUCCUUUCCUAUUGCAAAUGGACAAGAGAUGUGUACACAGCUUGGCAGCAGACGAGUGUGCCUUUCUGUAUGUGUGGUGUGCCAACAAGCCGGUAAACGGGUUAGUAAACAGCAGAGAUUUACAUUAGAAUUACUUUUAGAAAAAUAAAACACAAUGUAUCGCUUUGCUUACAGAAAUGCAGUAUUUUGAAUCAUAAUACCCGUGUAUCACGAUUUGUAUCAUAUAGCCAGAUUCUUGCCAGCGCAAAACUCUAUAGGACCCUAGUUUAUCGCCAGGAGAGCCGACAGCAGCUCUGGAGACGGGUCUGCAGUAAGCGAAUGAAGCUACUCUGCAGUGAGUGUAACAGCAGCAACAGAAAGUUUGCUGAUCCCUGACCGCCCCAACUCCCGACCAGAUCAGCAAACUUUCUGUUACUGCCGUUACACAGGUUAGACCCAGCUCCGCAGCUGGCCACCAGCUUGCUGUGACAUCCUGCCCUAUGGUUUGCACGUCCAUCAUUGUGGUUGUUUCCAUGGUGCCCAACUGACUUUGAGGCAUGGUGUCCUAAAUGAAAAGUUAUAGUGAGAGCUCAUAAAAGUAAAUAUUUUUUGUCCUCAACUUAAUUUUUUCCCCUCCAUGUCUCUUCCCAUGCUCCGUAAUAUUUCAGUCAAAUCAAACAAACAUUUAACUAUAAAACACAUCAACAGUAAAGACGUACAAGAAAGACAAAGAUAACUUAAGAAGAUAGCUUUGAAGGUUUCUGCAUAAAUACACUUUAACAUAAUUUAUGUUUCCUGUGUAGGAGAAUGAAUUUAUAUAAGAAUCUGAAUGUUGUGUUUUUAUUUGAAUGUUUGACAUUUUAUAGAGUAUGUGAUUUAACGUAAGGACAAAAACAAGGUGAUGCAUUUUGUCUGUACAUACGUGUAGGGAUAAGGUGCUUUUAAUUUUAACCUGUUGAAGAUCCAUAAUGCUUUUCAUUUAUGCUGAAUAAAGAAAUGAAUGAAA